AAUAUUUGAUCUGUGUCACCCUAACGUUUGUGUUUACUACAACACGUGAAAGAAAGUUUUGUCCGAAUUUGUCACUCUGAAAUAUUAUAUGACCUGAGGAAAUUGCAAUGGAUUCAGAUGAAUCUUUUUCUGGAGUGGAAAGUUCUGAUUCAGAUGAAGAGUUACAAGAGGCAUUUGCUGCUGGAAAGUUGAAACCAGGCUUGAACCUUGAAUUACCAGCAUCAUCAAAAACUAUAAACAACACGGCAGGCUUGAAACAAAAGUUAUUGGCAAUAAAGAAAGAUCUUCCAUGGGUGGAACAUUUAGAUGUGACCAGUAAACCAGCAGCAACCCACAAAGACCUCAUUAGUCAGGGUGAAAUAGAUGUCCAUGAUGACUUCAAACGAGAACUACGAUUCUAUUGUCAAGCACAGGCGACUGUUCUGGAAGCUAUACCCAGACUCCACAGUAUGAACUUGCCUACCAAGAGACCGGAAGACUACUUUGCACAGAUGGCUAAAUCUGAUGACCAUAUGAAACGUGUAAGAGAAAAGUUAUUAGAAAAGCAAACAGCCAUGGACAGAUCUGAAAAAGCAAAGAAACUGAGAGAACUUCGAAAAUAUGGUAAAAAGGUCCAAGUUGAAGUUCUUCAGAAACGACAGAAGGAGAAGAAGGAUAUGCUUGAUGCUGUUAAAAAGUACCGCAAGGGACAGAAAGAUAAACUGGAUUUCUUAGACGAUCUGCCAGGGGAGUCAAAAAAUAAGGGAAACAAGAAUAGCACAGAUAAAUUUAGACCAAAUAAAAAAAGAGAGUUUAAAAACAAGAAAUUUGGAUUUGGAGGACAGAAGAAAAGAUCAAAACUUAAUACAAAGAACAGUGCUGUAGAUAUGUCUAGCUUCAACCCCAAAAUAAACCAGAAGAAACCAGGAAAACCUAAACCAGGCAACAAAAAUAAGAGACCAGGGAAAUCACGGAGACAGAAAGCCAGAAGUAAAAAGAAAUGAAGGACAAUAAUUUAGGCAUCUGUUACUGUAAAUGGAAGUUCGAUUUUUGUUUUGGAAAGAAAAAGUUCUGGUGCUGCUUAAAAACCUAUUCCAAUAUCAAAGACCUUGCAUAUUGUAUAUAUGAUGAAAAAGACUGACUUGAAAUAUUUUUACAUCAUUUUUUAUCAGAUUGAACAAGCUGAUAGAGAUAACUAUCAGUUCAAUAAUGCAUUAUCUCUGGCAAGAUCUUGUUUACAAGUUUACAGUUAUCUCAAUAAAAAUUCAAAAAGUA
Ostrea edulis (European flat oyster) is the source of this 1254-nucleotide messenger RNA. RefSeq names its product probable rRNA-processing protein EBP2. Gene Ontology annotation, biological process: rRNA processing; ribosomal large subunit biogenesis. The coding region runs from base 108 to 983 and encodes 291 amino acids. NCBI's taxonomy places the organism in Eukaryota, Metazoa, Mollusca, Bivalvia, Ostreida, Ostreidae. The transcript is spliced from 8 exons. Gene Ontology annotation, cellular component: nucleolus; preribosome, large subunit precursor; nuclear periphery. The record is from RefSeq and is a predicted model, not a curated record.